UUUUUCAAAGUCAAACCAGCUGGGCUAUGUUGCAUAUGCGACAAUUGCAUCUUCAAUCUUCUGCUGGUAAAUCCUGCAAUCAGCCCGGGUAAUCAACGCACUGAGGAGAAAGGUGAGGAAAGGCCUUUUCAGCGGCUCGAAGGUUAAAAACAUGGCUCCGCUCUACAAUGACUCAAGAAAGAUUCAGUUAUCUGACAGUACUAAACACGACAGCCACAAAGAAAGGAGAGACAAAUUUGCCUUGCCGACGACUGGCAAAUGAAUUGGUGAUCGUAACGUUAAUCGGAAAAGAAAUUUCGUUACAUUUACAGAAUCCGAUUUGAUGACAGUAAGCCAGUAAACCACGCCAAAAAUGAAGUUGCGUUCUCUCACUUUGGCUCCCGGGUUUGGCUGUGUAUGGUUACACACUUUCUUUUGUUGCUAACUUUAAACUGAAUACUUGAUCGAUGAGUUGUAAUUGUAUUACGGUAAAUAGUAUCGAAUCGGGACCAGGUUUUGGUGGAAAAUUGCAUUUAACUUUCUUCGAAUUAAUUUAAAAUAUCUGAAUGCUUGAUGAGUUGUAAUUGUAUUACGGUAAAUAAUAUCCAAUCGGGACUAGGUUUUGGUGGAAAAUUGCAUCUAACUUUCUUCGAAUUAAUUUAAAAUAUCUCUUGUUUCUUCUUUUCUUGAAAAAAGCUCCACGUUUUCUCCUACUGCGGAGCAAUUUUUAAGAUCCGCGGCCCUUGUGAAAGCAAAAACGCGCCAUUUUCCUCUUUCUUGAUUUGGGUGAAGGGGGAGGCUAAAUUUUCCGUAGUUUUUGUCCCGACAUGGUUGUGAGUGCUCCUCCGUUUUGUACAGAGGGUCCUGAAAAGGAAUUCCUCGAACCCGUAAUUGCGUCAAACACCAAUCAAUCCAGCAAUCACGACGCAAUUUAUCUCAUAAUCUCGAAUUCCGAACAAAUGUUGGAACAAGCGGCUUUCAGAUCCUCUGUGAAUACUUACAAAUUCCUUCAUCUUCUUAGCGGACCCAGUGGCGGAUAUGAUGGUUUAACAAAGGAAAGUGGUGCGGUUAGCACGUGA
Molecule: messenger RNA, 1058 nt
Organism: Porites evermanni
Lineage: Eukaryota; Metazoa; Cnidaria; Anthozoa; Scleractinia; Poritidae
Source: the annotation of a GenBank genome assembly